UCGAUGGCUAUAACGAAGAAGAAACAAAGUCACAAGUUUAAUAUGGUUCACUCAUUUCCUCGUGCCAAUGAAAAUGAAAGGCAAGUAGCAAAAAAGUAUCCAUUAAAAAUAUACAUGAAAAUAUUACUGUCUUGUUGUCUAACACAAAAUAGAAAAAAGAUGUCCUACAAAAUUUAUUCAAGAUAGGAAUCACCCCCCAUUUUUGGCAAACUAUCACUCUCCCUUAGAUUUUGUGAUUUUCAGCAGAAUCUAAACACAUAGCACAUCGAAUUCAAGUUGAUGUGUACGUUCAUCCAAUUGGGCACUUCAUUUUCUUUUGAAUUAUGUGAAAUGAAAAUAAAUAUAAUUUCUCUUGAGUCUAUAUAUAUUCAUGUUCAUUUUUCAUUUCCUAUACUCAUCAUUAGUCUCAUCAAAAUCUGGAGAAAGAGUUUCUAUAUCCAGACGUGAAAAAGUUGCGAUAUCGAUAUCUUCUAAAAAGAAAAAUCGAAUGACAUCGCUUGAAAACUUUACAUCCAAGUUAACAGCACUUGUUGUAGAUGACACUGAAAUCAUUCGAAAAAUUCAUCAAAAGAUGUUGAAUAGUUUAGGAGUGAAAAGUGAAGGUGCGAAAAAUGGAAAAGAAGCACUUGAAAUUCAUAGCUAUGGCAAAAAAUUUGACCUAAUUCUCAUGGAUAAAGAUAUGCCUAUCAUGAAUGGUCUUGAGGCAACAAAGGCACUUCGUGCAAUGGGAAUUUGUAGCACUAUUGUUGGAGUGUCAUCACAUUCAAUGGAAGAGGAAAUAGUCAAGUUUAUGGAAGCAGGACUAGAUGAGUAUCAAGAGAAGCCUUUGAACAAAGUGAAACUCAAUUCUAUUCUUGACAAGAUCAAACACAAUCUCAUGUCCAAUUGAAAAUCCAACCCUACUAUGUGAUGGAUGCAAGUAAUUGAAGAAUAUGUAGUAUUUGUAUUUCUUUCCAAUUUCCUUGUAUUCUUUUUCAUUUGGAUCGUU
Molecule: messenger RNA, 988 nt
Organism: Vicia villosa (hairy vetch)
Lineage: Eukaryota; Viridiplantae; Streptophyta; Magnoliopsida; Fabales; Fabaceae
Product: two-component response regulator 24-like
Exons: 3
Coding region: 371-889 (172 amino acids)
Biological process (GO): phosphorelay signal transduction system
Source: RefSeq, a predicted model, not a curated record